AUGCUAAAAAUCAUUAUACCAACAAUAAUAUUAAUUCCCCUGACAUGAUUAUCAAAACACAAUAUAAUCUGAAUUAAUACAACAGCCUACAGCAUACUAAUCAGCCUAAUCAGCCUAAUAUACCUCAACCAACUCCCGGACAACAACCUGAAUCUCUCACCACUAUUUUUUGUAGAUUCCCUAUCAACUCCCCUAUUAAUACUCACAACAUGACUUCUCCCUCUAAUACUCAUAGCAAGCCAACAUCACCUAUCGAAAGAAACCCUCACCCGAAAAAAACUGUAUAUUACAAUACUAGUGACACUACAGCUACUCCUAAUCAUAACAUUUACCGCUACAGAACUAAUCAUAUUUUAUAUUCUAUUUGAAGCCACACUCAUGCCAACACUAAUUAUCAUUACCCGAUGGGGUAACCAAACGGAACGCCUAAAUGCUGGCCUAUACUUCCUAUUUUACACUCUAGUGGGCUCCCUACCUCUUCUGAUUGCCCUACUGUGACUCCAAAACAACCUAGGCACCCUAAACCUGUUAGUAAUCCAAUACUGAGCACAACCCCUGCCAAACUCCUGAUCUAACACGCUACUAUGGCUAGCAUGUAUAAUGGCAUUCAUAGUAAAAAUGCCACUAUACGGUCUUCACCUAUGACUCCCAAAAGCUCAUGUAGAAGCCCCCAUUGCUGGAUCCAUGGUACUUGCUGCUGUACUCCUUAAACUAGGCGGAUACGGAAUAAUGCGAAUCACCGUACUACUAAACCCACUAACAAAUCACAUGGCCUACCCAUUUAUAAUACUGUCCCUAUGAGGAAUAAUCAUGACAAGCUCCAUCUGCCUACGCCAAACGGACCUAAAAUCCCUGAUUGCCUACUCUUCCGUCAGCCACAUGGCCUUAGUAAUCAUAGCAGUGCUCAUCCAAUCACCAUGAAGUUAUGCUGGAGCAACAGCCCUAAUAGUCGCCCACGGCCUAACAUCAUCCCUAUUAUUCUGCUUAGCUAACUCCAACUACGAACGCAUUCACAGUCGCACCAUAAUCCUCGCACGAGGCCUACAAAUACUCCUACCGCUAAUAGCCACAUGAUGAUUACUCGCCAGCCUAACUAACCUAGCCCUACCCCCUACAAUCAACUUAGUAGGGGAACUAUUCGUAGUAAUAUCCUCAUUUUCAUGAUCCAAUAUCACCAUUAUCUUAAUAGGAGUCAACAUCACUAUCACAGCCCUAUACUCCCUAUACAUACUAAUUACCACACAACGUGGAAAACUUACACAUCACAUCAAAAAUAUUAAACCAUCGUUCACGCGAGAAAACUCCCUAAUAGUUCUCCACUUGCUACCCCUCCUACUCCUCUCACUUAACCCCAAAAUCAUCCUAGGCCCUAUCUACU
This is a messenger RNA of Lutra lutra (Eurasian river otter), 1378 nucleotides long. NCBI's taxonomy places the organism in Eukaryota, Metazoa, Chordata, Mammalia, Carnivora, Mustelidae. The record is from the annotation of a RefSeq genome assembly.